Molecule: messenger RNA, 2358 nt
Organism: Myotis brandtii (Brandt's bat)
Lineage: Eukaryota; Metazoa; Chordata; Mammalia; Chiroptera; Vespertilionidae
Gene: CAT
Product: catalase
Exons: 13
Coding region: 106-1692 (528 amino acids)
Biological process (GO): hydrogen peroxide catabolic process; response to hydrogen peroxide
Cellular component (GO): peroxisome; cytoplasm; mitochondrion
Molecular function (GO): catalase activity; heme binding
Source: RefSeq, a predicted model, not a curated record
GAAUCUGAAGUCUCGCACUUCAGCUCCGGGCAGUAGCCGCGUUGGCUGCAGAAGGUGGCGUGAGCCGAGGCCUCCUGCAACGUUUUGCAACCCAAGCCUGUCGCCAUGGGGGACUCCCGGGACCCAGCCAGCGACCAGAUGAAGCAUUGGAAGGAACAGCGGAACACGCAGAAACCUGAUGUCCUCACCACCGGGGCCGGUAUUCCAAUAGGGGACAAACUUAAUACUAUGACAACAGGACCCCGGGGGCCCCUCCUGGUUCAGGAUGUGGUUUUCACCGAUGAAAUGGCUCACUUUGACCGGGAGAGGAUUCCUGAGAGAGUGGUGCAUGCUAAAGGAGCAGGGGCCUUUGGCUACUUUGAGGUCACGCACGACAUUACCAAAUACUCCAAGGCGAAGGUGUUCGAGCAUAUUGGAAAGAGGACUCCCCUUGCAGUUCGAUUCUCCACUGUUGCUGGAGAAUCGGGCUCAGCCGACACCGUUCGUGACCCUCGUGGGUUUGCAGUGAAAUUUUACACCGAGGAUGGUAAUUGGGAUCUUGUUGGGAACAACACCCCCAUUUUCUUCAUCAGGGAUGCCAUAUUGUUCCCGUCCUUCAUCCACAGCCAAAAGAGAAACCCUCAAACGCACCUGAAGGACCCAGACAUGGUCUGGGACUUCUGGAGCCUGCGGCCCGAGUCUCUGCAUCAGGUCUCCUUCUUGUUCAGUGACCGGGGGAUUCCAGAUGGACACAGGCACAUGAAUGGAUAUGGGUCGCAUACUUUCAAGCUGGUUAAUGCGAAUGGAGAGGCAGUUUAUUGCAAAUUCCAUUAUAAGACUGACCAGGGCAUCAAAAACCUUUCGGUUGAAGAGGCAGCAAGACUCUCCCACGAAGAUCCUGACUAUGGGCUCCGGGAUCUCUUCAAUGCCAUCGCCACAGGCAACUGCCCCUCCUGGACUUUUUACAUCCAGGUGAUGACCUUCAGUCAGGCAGAAAGUUGUCCAUUUAAUCCGUUCGAUGUUACCAAGGUUUGGCCUCACAAGGACUAUCCUCUUAUCCCCGUUGGUAAAAUGGUCUUAAAUCGGAACCCAGUCAAUUACUUUGCUGAGGUUGAGCAGCUGGCCUUUGACCCGAGCAACAUGCCGCCUGGCAUUGAGCCCAGCCCUGACAAGAUGCUUCAGGGCCGCCUUUUUUCCUACCCUGACACUCACCGCCACCGCCUGGGACCCAACUACCUUCAGAUCCCUGUGAACUGUCCCUACCGUGCUCGAGUGGCCAACUAUCAGCGUGACGGCCCCAUGUGCGUGGUCGACAACCAGGGUGGUGCUCCCAACUACUACCCCAACAGCUUCAGUGCCCCAGAACAUCAGCCAAAGUUGGCCCUGGAGAGCAGCACCCGCGUCUCCGGGGACGUGCGGCGCUACAACACUGCCAACGAUGAUAACGUCUCUCAGGUGCGGACGUUCUAUACGUGCGUACUGAAUGAGGAGGAGAGGAAACGGCUGUGUGAGAACAUCGCGGGCCACCUGAAGGACGCCCAGCUGUUCAUCCAGAGGAAAGCGGUCAAGAACUUCAGCGAUGUCCAUCCUGACUACGGGGCCCGCAUCCAGGCUCUGUUGGACAAGUACAACGCCGAGAAGCCUAAGAACGCGAUUCACACCUUUAUGCAGCACGGGUCUCACCUGGCUGCAAGGGAGAAAGCGAACCUGUGAGGGUCGGGGCCCUGGUCUGGAGCCGAGUUGCUCUCCGCCUAUGAAGCAAAGCAUGGAAUUCACACCCAUAAUCCACUCACCACUCACCUGGAUAGAAGAUUCUGCUGUGCUAGAUGUGCAAACGCAAGUCUUUCAGAUGAUAAUUCCGUUUCCAUAGCAAAUAAUGUAAUAAUGGCUUUUAAUGAAAAUGAAGGGGACAAUGAAGAUUAGGGCUUAAGAAUCAUUAAAACAACAACAACAUGUGUUUGCUUUUGACAGUUGGUUGGAUUCUUCACUUGAAAUGAUCAGAAUGAAAGUUUCUAGCAGAAAUAUAAUUUCGUUUGGUAAGAAAAAAAAUCUUGGUGAAAUUAGUAUGUUUACAUAUCAUCUCAUGGCCUAUUAUUUAAAAAUAUGGUUGUUAUAUAUAUGAAGAAAAGAUAAAGAUAAGCCACUCAGAAUUUUUAAUUUUUCUGAGUUCCUUAUAGGAAAAACACAUUUUUAACGCCUUAGUGUCUUUUGAAGAUAACCUCAACACCAUCAUGGCUUAAUGCUUAUUUCUGCUUGGAACUGAUCAGAUUUAUAAAAACAACAACUUGGAAUUACAUUUAUGCUAACAGCAUUGAUUUUACAACAGACCGAUUUAUAAUUAUUACAUUUUUACAAUAAAAUAAUCUGUUCAUAAGACUA